AUGCUGCGUGCUUCAUUAGCCAGAUGCAAGGCUGCUCCCAGUCCCAGUCUGGGCUUGAAGCGAAACAUGGCUGUCGCAGCAGCUGCUGCUAAGAAAGAAGGUGACAUUUCAGAUGCCUUUACUUCCCUCUCGGGUGCUCAAAGAGAACCGCUACCAGAUCGCUUCCGCGUACGAAAACUUGAUCUUGUUAGAGGUCGGGAAGAACAGAUCGAGCAGAGCUGGAAAGCGUUACUACGAGAACUUCGCAAGGAGAAUGAUGUCGUUGCGAAGAAAGGACCGAGUGUAAUUCCGCAAGUUGACUACAAAGAGUUUGAGCGAAGCGCAGGUUCCUUGAAAGAGGAGAUUCGGAAAAGAGGUGUUGUCGUUAUUAAGGGCGUUGUUCCGGAGGACGAGGCGAGGGCGUGGAAGGGUGAGGUUGAGGACUACGUUCGCAAGAACCCUUCUACGAGAGCAUUCCCUUCUCAUGAUCCUCAAGUCUACGAACUUUACUGGUCCGCCCCUCAACUCAAAGCACGCUCCCAUCCCAAUUUCCUUCACGUUCAACAACGUCUCAUGUCCCUUCUAUGGCACAAUUCGAACCCCGACACUCCCAUUUCUCUAUCUCAGCCCUUCAGCUAUGCUGACAGGCUGCGCAUCCGCCAGCCGGGCGACGCUUCCUUUGCUCUCGGGCCGCACAUCGAUGGCGGAAGCGUAGAGCGUUGGGAACUGGAAGGCUACGGCCGUGGAGGCGUGUACGAUGCUAUCUUGACAGGAAGAUGGAACGAGUACGAUCCUUGGGAUGCAAGUGGACGUGUGCAUGCCGUGAAUAAUCGCUACGAUGGUCUUGGUGCAUGCUCAAUGUUUAGAAUGUGGCAGGGCUGGAUGAGCAUGAGUCACACCAAGCCUGGCGAGGGAACGUUACUAGUCAACCCGCUUGUGAAGCUUUCCAUGGCUUAUGUUCUCUUGCGGCCCUUCUUUCGUGUGAAGAACAUGAGCGCAAGCGACUUUUUGGGAGUGGAUAACUGGGAGUUUAUGGGAGGGGAGAUGGAUAGCGAGUUGCAAGGUGCGACACCAGGAACGGGACAAGAGCUGACGGAUGAGCUACAUCCUCACUUGGAGCUGGAAAGAAGUAUGGUGCAUGUUCCUGAGAUCCAGCCUGGCGACUUUGUAGCAUGGCACUGCGACACGAUCCACGCAGUUGACAAGGUACACGCGGGAAAGUCAGAUUCAAGUGUCCUGUACAUCCCCGUGUGUCCCAUCACAGAACAGAACGCAGAGUACAUGGUCCGGCAACGAGAGGCGUUCAGGCGGGGCACACCGGGCCCGGAUUUCCCUGGCGGCGCGGGGGAAGCGGAGCAUGUGGGUCGACCUACGGAGGACGUUUUCCGCCGGGACGGGGCGGGAAGAAGAGCGAUGGGUCUUGAGGAGUUGGAGAUGGAGAGUUUGAGGAGUAGGGGGGAGAAGGAGGCGGUGGAGAGUGCCAACAGGGUCUUAGGGUUCUGA
Molecule: messenger RNA, 1482 nt
Organism: Fusarium coffeatum
Lineage: Eukaryota; Fungi; Ascomycota; Sordariomycetes; Hypocreales; Nectriaceae
Exons: 3
Coding region: 1-1482 (493 amino acids)
Source: RefSeq, a predicted model, not a curated record